UCGGUACGCAAACGCAGACGGGAGCUUGACCCGGAGGAGAAGUACGUCGGCCAUUUUGGGCUGAAAGGGGCUUUCAGUCACCACGUGAGAGAGGAGAGAGCCCGAAAAGAGAGAGAGCAAGAGAGAGCGAGAAGCCUCAGAGAACAAGGGGAGAACGGGAGCGAGAGAGAAGGAAAGAGAUUUAUUUAUACAGGCCUUCUUCACAUGUGCUGAGCACCGGGAAACAAGGAACGAUGCCGACAGUCACACUGCCGCCGAAGGAGAACGCUCUCUUUAAGAGGAUUCUGAGAUGUUAUGAACACAAGCAGUACAGAAAUGGCCUGAAGUUCUGUAAACAGAUCCUUUCUAACCCCAAGUUUGCUGAGCAUGGAGAGACUCUAGCAAUGAAGGGUUUAACCUUGAACUGCCUGGGCAAGAAGGAGGAAGCAUAUGAGUUGGUAAGACGAGGCCUGCGCAAUGAUCUCAAGAGUCACGUAUGUUGGCAUGUCUACGGCCUACUGCAAAGGUCAGACAAGAAGUAUGAUGAAGCUAUCAAAUGUUACAGAAAUGCACUGAAAUGGGACAAAGACAAUCUCCAGAUUCUGAGGGACCUCUCCCUGCUGCAGAUUCAGAUGAGGGACCUUGAGGGUUACAGGGAAACCAGGUACCAGCUGCUUCAGCUGCGGCCGGCACAGAGAGCCUCGUGGAUUGGCUAUGCAAUAGCAUAUCACCUUUUGGAAGACUAUGAAAUGGCUGCAAAGAUUUUAGAAGAAUUCAGAAAAACGCAACAGACGUCUCCUGAUAAAGUGGAUUAUGAGUACAGUGAGCUGCUGCUAUAUCAAAACCAAGUUCUUCGAGAAGCCGGCCUUUACAAAGAAGCUCUCGAGCACCUCACCACUUAUGAGAAACAGAUCUGUGACAAGCUGGCGGUGGAGGAGACAAAAGGGAUCCUACUGUUGAAACUGGACAGAUUGGAGGAGGCAGCAGACGUAUACCGCAGGCUACAGGAGCGCAACCCAGAGAACUGGUCCUACUACCAUGGCCUAGAGAAGGCCCUUAAACCUGCAAGUGUAGAAGAAAAGCAGAAAAUCUAUGAAGAGGCCUGGGUUAAAUAUCCUAAAGGCUUGGUGCCUAGGAGACUGCCUUUAAACUUUUUAUCGGGUGAAAAAUUUAGGGAAUGCUUGGAUAAAUAUUUAAGAAUGAAUUUCAGCAAAGGCUGUCCUCCAGUUUUUACGACGUUGAAGUCUCUAUACCACGACAAAGAAAAGGUAUCAAUAAUAGAAGAACUGGUAGUUGGUUAUGAAACAACUUUAAAUAGCUGCCGAAUGUUCAAUCAAAAUGAUGACGGUAAAGAAGAGCCCCCUACUACUUUGCUGUGGGUGCAGUACUUCCUAGCCCAGCAUUAUGAUCAGAUUGGCGAGCAGGCCCUGGCAUUAGAGUAUAUUAAUGCUGCUAUUGAAAGUACACCAACUCUCAUAGAGCUCUUCCUUAUCAAAGCCAAAAUAUACAAGCACGCUGGCAAUAUCAAGGAAGCAGCGCGGUGGAUGGAUGAGGCCCAGGCAUUGGACACCGCGGACAGGUUUAUCAACUCCAAGUGCGCCAAGUACAUGCUGAAGGCCAACAUGGUGAAGGAAGCUGAGGAGAUGUGCUGCAAGUUUACAAGGGAAGGCGCCUCAGCAGUGGAGAAUCUCAACGAGAUGCAGUGCAUGUGGUUCCAGACAGAAUGUGCGCUGGCCUACAAGUCCAUGAACAAAUACGGGGAAGCUCUGAAGAAGUGCCAUGAGAUUGAAAGGCAUUUUGUGGAGAUCACAGAUGACCAGUUUGACUUCCACACGUACUGCAUGAGGAAGAUGACGCUGCGGUCGUAUGUCGAUCUGCUCAAGCUGGAGGAUGUGCUGCGUAUGCACCCGUUCUACUUCAAAGCGGCCAAAACGGCCAUUGAAAUUUACCUCACCCUCCAUGACAACCCCCUGACUGAUGAGAACAAGGAGCUGGAGGCCGAUACGGCCAACCUGUCGGAUAAAGAGCUGAAGAAACUGAGGAACAAGCAGCGGCGAGCGCAGAAGAAGGCUCAGCUGGAGGAGGAGAAGAAGAACGCAGAGAAGGAGAAGCAGCUGAAGAACCAGAAGAAGAAGAAGGAAGAUGAUGACGAGGAGAUCGGGGGACCCAAGGAAGAGCUCAUACCCGAGAAACUGGCCAAGGUAGAAAAUCCACUGGAAGAAGCGGUUAAAUUCUUGACUCCUUUGAAGAACUUAGUGAAGAAUAAAAUAGAAACUCACCUUCUGGCAUUUGAGAUAUAUUUCAGAAAAGAGAAGUUCUUGCUUAUGCUGCAGUCAGUAAAGAGGGCAUUUGCUAUUGAUCCUGAUCAUCCCUGGCUCCACCAGUGUUUAGUUCGCUUUUUUAAAGCAGUGUUGGAGAGCAAAGACUUGGCGGAGGCAGUGCGCACAGUCCUGAAGCAGGAGAUCAAGAGGCUAUUCGGAGACACCAAUGCGAAGAGUUUUAACGAAGCUCUCCUCAGCAAGCACUCCAACUCAAUCCCACACAGAGUAGCAGCUGCCAAGAUGAUGUACUAUCUGGACUCUUCCACUGGGAAGAAGGCUGUAGAACUUGCCACUGCUCUGGAUGAGUCCCUGAACAAUAGGACCAUUCAGAUCUGCACAGAGGUGUUGGAAAGCCUGCGCAACGGCAGCCUGGGAGACGGCAAGGAAAUAGCCGAGACCUACAGAGCAGACUGUCACAAGAUCUUUCCCUACACGCUGGCGUUCAUGCCCCCGGGCUACGAGGAGAACAUGAAGGUCACGGUGAACGGAGACGUCUCGGCCGAGCCCGAGGAACUGGCCAAUGACAUGUGAGACUGAGAUAGGGACUCGAGGGAGCCCAGCCACCAUUUCUGAGCACCACAGCCAAGGUUUUUGUCAUGCACCUGCAGUACUGCGUCAAAGUUUCUAUUCAGAUAAGGACUAAAACGGCAAUUGUAUCGGGAGGGGGGGGGGAGAAGAGAAAAAAAAUGGCCAUUUUACAUUUUUUUAAUCUUGCUGAUGACUACUUCUAAGCGAAAAUAAAAUGAAUCUCUGGAGACGAAAAGGAAUGGGUGAUUCUAUGAGGUGUUAGCAGUCCUGUUGUCUGCCGCAUCCUAACGUCUGCUUCCCGUGUUUUUAAAAAUAAUUUAUAAAAAAAACUAGAAAAAAUUAUAGAGGCUGUUACAAAUAACAGGGUAGGUGCGUGCCAAAAACACUCAAAGCUAAAUUGAAAAGGCGAUCACUGUUUUAUCUUGGAAAGCAGUUAAUGCUGUUUAGCACUGGAUUCUGAGCACAACCAGUAAAGGAACGGCAGGGCUUUGGUUAGGUGAAUUGACAAGCUGUGCUGCUGGAGCUACACAGAUGGCUGAGAAGGAAGCUAAGAAGACUUUACCACAUUUCCGGAGGAAGAAGGUUACUUGGAGUACAGUAUGAGUGGCAAAUGCAUCGGUUCACCUUCUGUAGGGCUAAAAAGCAAAGUUGGUGGUGUAUGAUAAAGCUGCAUCUUUUGAACAAUUUCAGUAUCGCAGUAUAUUACGGUUUCCUUUUCUCUGUUUGUCGGACUCAAAAGAGACGGAAUUUUAUUGAAUAUUAUAGUCAUCAGCAGAUAUCUUAGUUUAAAAAAAAGCAGGCAUUUGUCAACCAUACUGAAUUCUUUGCAAACUCCUGCCCCGCACACAGAAUGUCACAGUGAAUAAGUGGCGUGAAAUAAAAGAACUGCUCAGGAGGAGAACUGUUCCUUUUUCUUGAUCAUUUUUCAUGUCAAAAAAAGAAUCGGCAGUCAGGUUCCUCUGCAGGCUGUCCUAACCGUAUGUAUGCAGAUGCCUAAUCUGCAUAUUAAUAUAAUGAUACCUCUGGAUCUUUUCCACAGUAAGGUUUUUUGUAAUACUUGAAGCCCUGUCUUUCUAAAAGAGAAUAUUUCUCGCUCACCAAUUUCAGACAAGCCCCAGACUUUGUACCUUUUCAGAAUGGGGGCCAAUUAUUUUUUUUUCCAGAACCAGAUCUGCUUCUUCUUUAUUUCAGUUGUAAAGUUAAUACCCUUGUUGUCAAACACAUAAGAGGUACCAAAUAUACAAUGCAAUAAACUGUUUUGAAAAAGUA
Lepisosteus oculatus (spotted gar) is the source of this 4097-nucleotide messenger RNA. It is a transcript of the gene naa15a, whose product is annotated as N-alpha-acetyltransferase 15, NatA auxiliary subunit a. Gene Ontology annotation, biological process: N-terminal peptidyl-methionine acetylation. The record is from RefSeq and is a predicted model, not a curated record. Lineage: Eukaryota; Metazoa; Chordata; Actinopteri; Semionotiformes; Lepisosteidae. Gene Ontology annotation, cellular component: NatA complex; cytoplasm. Gene Ontology annotation, molecular function: protein binding.